CUCAAUAGUAGUUGAUUAGGUUACAGGGGUUCAGGAGUUGGGACCAACUCACAACGAGCUGACCAAUGGCUCAGUUUGUCAGGCCGCUAAUCGUCUCGCCGGCGUCCAAAUUGCCUUUCCGGCGCUGCAUAAACUCUCUUUUCGACUCAAAAGUGUUGACUUCUUCCACCGGAGGAUUAAUACACCGUCGGUUCCUUACGGGAACAAGUCCUUCAAUUCUUAUCCACCGGAAGAAUCUCCAUUUGUCUCGAUCCCGCGGUCUACGUCCGGCAGACGCCCCGUUACCGCCCGAACUCAGUCAGAGCGACAACGAAUCGAAUUCUUCAGAUGCAGAACGGAAGAGCCGGAACGAGAAGAAACGACAGGCUCGUCGCUCUUUUCGCUGGGGUAUGGAGCUUGCCGACUUAAACGAUUCUCAAAUUAAACGCAUCCUCAGAGUGGUUUCACUUGAAAAAGAAGUGUUUGAUGCUCUCAUGUUGGCGAAGAGAUUAGGUCGUGAUGUUCGGGAGGGGAAGAGAAGGCAGUUCAGUUAUAUUGGAAGAUUAUUGCGUGAUGUGGAGCCUGAAUUAAUGGAAGGAUUGAUCAAAGCAAUGAAAGACAGUGAUGUUCAAAAGUUUCAGGAGUUAUCUGGUUCAGAUAAAUUAGGUAUUGGAGACGCCAAUGAAGAGGAAGAAGAAAUCACCGAUGAGGAAGAAGAGGAGGAGUCUUGUGAUUACCAUGAUAUAGCAACCAGGUGGUUUGAUGGAUUAGUUAACAAAGACAUCGAUAUCACUAACGAGAUUUACUCUCUGAAUAGUGUUGACUUUGAUCGUCAAGAGUUACGUAAACUGGUUAGAAGUUUCUGCUCUAUGCAAGAUCGUGUUAAUGCUACAUCAUCAUCAGAGGAUAAUAAAGAAGGAGAAAAAGAUGUAGGAUUAAUGAAAGCUAAAAGACACCUAACACGUUUUCUUGUUUCACUUGCUAAGCAACUACCAACUGAAGAAAACUACAUGCUUUAAUCCUAAACAUAUCUUUUACAAUAUGAUGGUGAGGCUAGUUUCGGUAUGGAUGUAUAGAUUAAUGGAGAGCUUAGUUUGUAAAAUGUGAGGUAUCAAUUGUUAUUUUAAUUUUAAUAAAUUUAUUAAGAGAAAGAGAAGUGGUAUUUUGACA
This is a messenger RNA of Lactuca sativa (garden lettuce), 1149 nucleotides long. RefSeq names its product kinesin-like protein. The record is from RefSeq and is a predicted model, not a curated record. Lineage: Eukaryota; Viridiplantae; Streptophyta; Magnoliopsida; Asterales; Asteraceae.